AUGCUAUCGGCUGCCGAGGACAUUUUGGACAAUCAGAAGGGGACGACGAGCACGAAUACCACUAGUACCUGUGAGACAAGUCUGGAUAGCCGACACUGUAAUUCGAUAUCUGCGGGUGCGGUACUCCUGGCGGAUAACCUUCCCGCCUUGGUGGUUCAAACCACUUUUCCAUUUUUUAUGCAUCGAUUUCCUUUUGGAUUCCGUGCCAUCCUCGUCUUCAUUCUGCAAGCCGCCUCAUAUUUUGUCGUGGCGUAUUCUGGAAAUAUAGCAAUGUCCCUUGCUGGAGUGUGCAUGGCAUCACUGGGACAGGGAAUUGGGGAGAUCACGUUUUUGGCAAUGGCGGCACAUUAUGUUCCAGAAACCAUCGCUUCCUGGUCAUCAGGAACUGGCGGCGCCGGUCUCAUCGGAUCCUUCUCCUACGCAUUCAUCACUCAGGCUGGACUUUCCCCGUCGAACACUCUACUCGCUCAACUGUUCAUUCCAGUUCUCUUUGCAGCCGCAUACUUUAUUCUGUUGACUAUUCCAGAGACAGUGUAUUCACCAACGUUCCAUCCAAAAACAUGGAUCAUACCGGAGAAUUACGAUAAGGAUGUUUUCGAAGCCGCCGAAGCCCGUGGCGACGUGAUGAACACCAAAAAAGUGCCACAACGGGAACUAAGCCCUCUCGACCGUCUGAAACUCAUCGGUCCCCUGCUCUACCUCAUGAUCCCCCUAGCUACAGUAUACUGUGCAGAGUACAUGAUAAACCAAGGGCUCACCGAGCUUAUCAUAUUCAACUGCUCUCAAGGCCUGAAUCUCCCUCUUUCCAGUCAAUAUAGAUGGUACCAGGUGUUGUAUCAACUCGGCGUGUUUUUGUCCAGGUCAUCCGUGAAAUUCUUCGAAAUGCCGUUAUGGAUGAUAUGGUGUCUUCCGGUUCUUCAGUGUGCCAAUAUGAUAUUUUUCUUCUUUGAAGCAGUCUACUGGUUUACCCCAACAAUUAUUUUAAUUUUUGUGCUCAUUGUAUUCGAGGGGCUCCUAGGAGGCUCUGCCUAUGUCAACACCUACAAUAAGAUUCAUAAGAAGGUGAGUCCGGAUGUCCGUGAGUACUCGUUAUCCGCUGCGUCGAUGGGCAACUCGCUGGGAACCAACAUCGCCGCAUUCCUCUCGAUCCCCCUUUACAAUUGGGUGUGCUCCAUGAAUGCUCCGCAUCGAUGA
Messenger RNA from Caenorhabditis remanei, 1194 nucleotides. RefSeq lists its product as uncharacterized. Bases 1 to 1194 code for a protein of 397 amino acids. Gene Ontology annotation, cellular component: membrane; lysosome. The record is from RefSeq and is a predicted model, not a curated record. Gene Ontology annotation, biological process: lysosome organization; regulation of intracellular pH. NCBI's taxonomy places the organism in Eukaryota, Metazoa, Nematoda, Chromadorea, Rhabditida, Rhabditidae. The transcript is spliced from 6 exons.